Messenger RNA from Rhipicephalus sanguineus (brown dog tick), 2312 nucleotides. Its product is annotated as probable serine carboxypeptidase CPVL. Bases 196 to 1650 code for a protein of 484 amino acids. Gene Ontology annotation, molecular function: serine-type carboxypeptidase activity. NCBI's taxonomy places the organism in Eukaryota, Metazoa, Arthropoda, Arachnida, Ixodida, Ixodidae. The record is from RefSeq and is a predicted model, not a curated record. The transcript has 4 exons. Gene Ontology annotation, biological process: proteolysis.
CCAGUUCUGAGUAAGCGAUACAAUAUUUUUACUCCGUCGUGGGGUACGGAAGGAUGACGUUGUACAGAAGUGCCGUGGUUCUUUUGAUUUCAACUCUAGCAUGGGGACGGUGCGAAUCCGGAGGUGCGACGAAGGUGCACUGGCCCCCGCAUCCAGGGUAAGAAAUUGAGUCUGCACAGCUUGCGUGCAACAUCGAUGGAAUUGAUAUCUAGAGAAAACUUUUGGCACAUAUCGCGCAUUGUGGGAGUCGAUGUCAUGCGAGCCCAGAACCCGAGUUCCGGCGACCUCCUGCUCCCGAUCACAAAUGACUACAUAAACAUUGAUAAGAUUGAACACUUAAGAAAUGCCAGCCGUGCAUUUCUGCCAGCUCCGUGCGCAAAUCUCGAAGCCUAUUCUGGAUUCAUCCCAGUCGACGACGGCGAGAGGUCAACGAACUUGUUCUUCUUACACAUCGUGUCGAAGGACGACUCGCGUCGCAAACCCCUACUUCUGUGGCUCCAAGGUGGUCCGGGAAAAUCUUCCCUUUACGGCCAGUUCCUUGAAACUGGUCCUCUUGGCAUCGACGCUGGCGGGGCGUUCUACUGCAGGAGGAGCACUCUGUUGCAUAACUUCAACAUUAUCUAUUUGGACCAACCUGCCGGUGCCGGGUACAGCUUCGAUAAGAAGGGCGACUACCCGGCCACGCUCGAGCUGGCUACCACGCACGGCAUGAAAUUUCUCAGACGGUUUCUGAGAUUGUUCGAGGAGUAUCGUGACAGGGAUUUCUUCAUCGCCGGAGAAUCCUACGGCGCAAGGUCAGCUGUUGGACUGGCGCAAAGGGUGCUGACGCGAAAACCGGAUGAGUUUCCACUACGCCUGAAGGGGGUGAUGCUCGGCGUCGGCUUUGUCUUCCCGCUUUUAGAAAUGAUCAACUCAGCCGACUACCUGUAUUGUUCCAGCCUGCUAGACGAACAAGGCCGCGACAAGUUUUCCCAGAGAUUUGAAGCUAUACAGUAUCUUGUCAAGGCACACAAUUAUACAGCAGCGGCAGGAUUGCUGAGCCAUACGGUUCUCAACAUGCAUCCAGGCGGUCAUAAAAGCUUGUUCGAGGCACUCACAGGCUUUGAGAGCCACGGAAGCAUUAUACGACCUGUAGCCUCGAUACAGCAUUACAAAUACAUAAAAUAUGCAGACAGUCCAGGGUUCAAACGCAUAAUUCACGUUGAUACUUCCAGAACCCUCGAUGGCACUAGGACCCAACUUGUAAUGAGGCUAGCUGUGGGAGACUUCUUCGUCGACCUGACGCCAGCACUGGUGGACGUGCUGAACAAUGUUCGGGUCCUUUUUUACACAGCACAACUGGACGCUGUGUUCCCGGCCACUAAAAUGGAACGUUUAUUUUCGAACUUAAAUUGGAGAGGCGCCGGAAUGUUUCGGAAAGCUGCUCGGCACCCUUGGUACAAAAGUGGCACACGCAAUAAGCUACUUCUGGGUUACGAGAAAGUAGCAGGUACACUCAUGUACAAUACCGUGCUCUUCGGCGGCCACAUGAUAUCGUUCGAUCAACCGGCAGCUGUGGUUGACCUGUACGCCCGGUUUCUAAAGUUUGCUUCUAUGCCGGCUCCGAACGUGCCAGACCACAAAUGUGAUGGACAGAAGGGCCGUUGCUGACCAGGCACCAUUUGGCCAUGAGGAAUCACACAACUGCUGUUUUUGUGAUGCGUUUUAUUUUGUUCGGAUGUUCACACAUACAAUAAAGAGAAGGUAUUGCACCCUGCAAAUUGCAGACCAGUUAGGGCAGUGUCAACGGGCUUCUUAUAGGACAAUAAAGUUUAAAAAUUCGGCAGAUCCCACGUACCGCGGGAAUCGAUGUUAUGCGAAGCAUUCGGUUGGAAGGUGACUGUGGCGUAAAUCUUUUAUUGACCGAAACGUUACGAAACCACGCUAGAGGUAUGUAUAAAUGUUGUACGCACAAACUUAUGUUCAAGAGUCACAUAUUUGUUAUAUAACCAGUUGUUUACGGCUGCGUAACGAUGUCAACAGCAACGUUGGAUAUUACCAACAACAGAAGCGAUAUGCUGAUAUGUAGUGUUAUACUUGUCCGUUAUGGCGGAGAACGCGCAGGCGUUUCACGAACCUGUGCUCAUGUGUGGAAGGAGUUCUUCGCAGUUCUUGAACAAGGUCAUCAUUGAACGUGUCCUAGAUGCGAGAACGAGGUCUUGUGAUGCCCAGUCCACAGCAAAAACGCCUUUCCUGUUGUGUCAGAACCAGGCGUUGUUGGGUUAUGAAUAAACGAUCUUGAAGUCACCGGCAAUGAUGAGGGGCACGGUACU